This is a messenger RNA of Colossoma macropomum (tambaqui), 1648 nucleotides long. RefSeq lists its product as uncharacterized. The record is from RefSeq and is a predicted model, not a curated record. Bases 299 to 1159 code for a protein of 286 amino acids. The transcript is spliced from 10 exons. Gene Ontology annotation, molecular function: N4-(beta-N-acetylglucosaminyl)-L-asparaginase activity. Gene Ontology annotation, biological process: protein deglycosylation. Lineage: Eukaryota; Metazoa; Chordata; Actinopteri; Characiformes; Serrasalmidae.
CUGAAAUAGGCUAAAUUAAUCAAAGGGAUUCUUUCAGUAUAAAAAUAAAAUCAAAGCGAUGACGAAAGCAAUAGUGUAUUAAGUAUAGUUAUUUGAAGCUAAUGAAAUGAAACAAAUUAUUUAAUUGUAAUAAUUCGCUUAAAGCGACCACGGAAGCACUGAUUCAAGCGAGACAGCUAACCAAACGGCCAAUGGUACAAGAAAAGCAUUAAACACAGGUCAUAAUUAUUUUUCUCAUCCUCCUUUCUUAGCCGUUGAGAGGAAGGUUUGGUAAGCAGAGACUGAAAAAACCUGCAGGAUGGCAGCAGUGGGGACUUGGUCCUUCUCACAGCCCGCAGUAGAGAAAAUGCGGUGUAUGAUUCUAGCUGGACAGAAUGCCACUGAUGUUGUAGAGAGGGCAAUAGCAGAUGUUGAGAAUGAUGUGGAGACAGGCCGUCAUGUAGUUGGAAGAGGAGGCUUCCCCAAUAGCAGGGGAAUAUUGGAGUGUGAUGCAGCAAUAAUGGAAGGUGUGCCAGGGCGAUUUGGUGCAGUAGCAGCAUUACGAGGGGUUGGGCAGCCAUGUCGGGUAGCACGCAGGGUAAUGGACAGAAGCCCUCACAGCUUUCUAGUUGGUGAAGGAGCUGAAGCCUUUGCACGAGAAGAGGGCUUUACCAUUGAACCCAAUGACACCAUGCUCUCUAGCCAUACAUUUGCUGCCUAUCAGGACUUCCUUGAAAAGAGGAAGCAAGCUGAUGGCCAUGAUACUAUAGGCCUCAUUGCUCUUGAUCUUACAGGAAAUAUCACAGUUGGAGUUUCAACAUCAGGAGCUCCCUUCAAGGCUCCAGGGAGAGUGGGAGACUCUCCACUUCCUGGCUGUGGCCUGUAUGCUGACCACACGGUUGGUGCCGCUGCAGCUACAGGUGAUGGGGACAAAAUCAUGUGCUACUGCCCUAGCUUUCAUAUUGUACAGCUGAUGAGACAGGGUUCAUCUCCUAAAGAAGCCUGUUGUUCUGUCCUCGCUGAUAUAAGAAGGAGAACAGGAGAAGGUGAAUGCUUUGAGAUUGGUCUUGUCGCCUUGAGCAUGAAGGGAGAGGUGGGUGCAGCUUCCUCAGUGGAAUUCCCUUAUGCCUUUUGGAACCAAGGGAUGGAUUCAGUAGAGAAGAGUGUAAUUUCUUAUUAAGUGUUUUCUGACUUUGCCCCUGCAAGAUUGCUUUCUCAGUGUAAGAAUAAACUUUCAAGUAUUCACUCUCAAGAGCAAAAAACAGGUUGUAUCACAAUGUGUUGUCGAUCAGGAUGAACUGUAUAUUAUUAUAUACAACGUGCAUAUGUGGAUUGUAUGGCGAACUGUUUUCACAGACAGUGAUAUCUGGAAGUGCUCCUAAGCCCAUGCAGUGAUUUUCACUACAGAAUCAUGUCUGUUUUUAAUGCAGUGCUGCCUGAGGGCCCAAAUAUCACAGCCAGCCAAUAUUAGUUUUAGGCUUUGUCCCUUGCAUACAGAGAUUUCCCCAGAUUCUGUGAAUCUUUUAAUGGUAUUAUGUGCCGUACAUGAUGAAAAACAAAAGUUCUUUUCUAUUUUAUGUUGAGAAACAUUAUUCUUUAAUUCUUGCGCAAUUUUAUUGUGCAGUCUUUCACAGUGGUGAACCCCUUCCUAUCUUUACUUCUGAAAGAC